UGCUGAUCGAAUACUCUUUACCAAUUUGCAAAAUGGUACAACAAGAGGCGGUGGUCGUAAGGAACGCCAUGAAGCGUUAUGGGAAAGAACAAUUGGUGCUUAACGAUUUGAAUAUGACCGUUUCCAGGGGUUCUAUAUACGGACUAUUGGGAGCCAGUGGAUGCGGCAAAUCCACCCUGUUGUCUUGCAUCGUCGGGAUUCAUUAUUUUAACAGCGGAAAAGUAUGGGUCUUAGGGGAAAUUCCAGGCAGCAAGGGCUCUGGCAUCCCUGGGCCUCGAGUGGGUUACAUGCCGCAAGAUAUCUCCUUGGCAGGAGAAUUCACCAUAAGCGAUGCCUUCUAUUACUUCGGCAGGAUCAAUGGGCUCAAAGAUGAAGAGAUCGGGACAAAACAGACCUUUUUCUCAGAGUUUCUUCAAUUACCUCCGUUGGAUCGUUUAGUAAAGAAUAUGAGUGGAGGUGAACAAAGAAGGGUUUCCUUUGCCUGUGCGUUGAUCCAUACGCCCGAGCUUUUAAUUUUGGACGAACCCACUGUGGGUUUGGAUUCAGUUUUAAGGGACAAUAUUUGGACUUAUAUGGAAAAGCUCACGCAAAAGGAAGGCGUCACUGUGUUAAUCACAACGCAUUAUAUCGAAGAGGCUAAAAAGGCUACUAAAAUCGGUUUAAUGAGAAAAGGUAAAUUGCUGGCGGAAUUGAAACCGUGCGAAUUGCUGCAGCAAUUUCAAUGCUCGCUCUUAGAAGAAGCUUUCUUAAAACUGUCCGAAACACAGGAUGAAGAGAUUACUUCGAAUGAAAGGUAUCAAAGAUUAUCGGAGGGUACCAGUAGCAACGUCCUGUCUCAAGAUAGAUAUGAACCAACAAAAGAAAUCUCGGAGACUAAAGCAAUUUCGGGAAGUCAAGUUUUGAGAUUAAAAAGGCUUAAAGCUUUAACGAUAAAAAACCACAUCCAAUUUAUCCGUGAUUACAUAGGUCUCCUUUUUAAAAUUUUCUUCUUGCUUCAAACCAACUUAUUCCUUGUGUCAGUUGGCGGAGAUCUAAAGGAUAUAAAGAUUGGUAUUAUCAACGAAGAAGCUAGAAAUUGUAAUUUUGGCAUCAAUAUUGGAAAUGUUUGGAAAGAUGAAAGCAUCUGCAACUUUGGCAAUCUCAGCUGCAGAUUUCUUCACCAUUUUGACGAUUCUAUCGCGAUAAAGGAAUAUUAUCAUGACUUUUCUGAAGCGGAACGUGAUGUACAAAAUGGAAAACUCUGUGGUAUAAUGUAUUUUAGUCAAAACUUUUCCGAAGGUAUGCAAAAACGAGUGGAAAACUAUCUUUACACAAAGGAUUCCGAUCUUAACGCCAGUGAAAUUCAAGUUUUUCUCGAUAUGAGUGAUUCACAAACUGGGCUUUUUAUGCAGAGAAAACUAUUCAAGCGUUUUAUAGAAAUUUUUGAGGAUAUUAUGAGAGAUUGCAAUUAUUCGAUAAAAUUGGCUCAUCUACCCAUUAAAUUUGAAGAUCCUAUUCAUGGUAAAACUGACUACAAUUAUAAAGAUUUCACGACACCGUCAGCCAUAUUAACAUUUAUCUUCUUUUUGGCUGUCACAAACUCUACCAACUUGAUACUCGCAGAUAGGUCGGAAGGUCUCUGGAACCGAAGUAUAAUCCAAGGGGUCAGGACAGAAGAAAUCCUGUUAUCUCACAUUUUUUACCAGAGUUUAAUCGGACUUAUUGAUACCAUCGUGUUAAUGCUCACAUUCUUUGUUCUCUGGGGUACGGAUUAUAAGGGAUCGAUAUUCGUCAUAUCCUUCGUCGUAUUUCUUAGCGGCUUUUGCGGAUUGAUGUACGGUUUCACUAUCUCUGUUUUCUGCAAAAAUCACACCAUGGCGCAUUACAGUUCGGCUGGAAGCUUUCUCCUGCUACUAUUAAUUAGCGGAGCUAUAUGGCCGUUGGAGGGGUCGUCAAAAUAUAUUCGCUGGUUUAUCUACGUUAUGCCAAUUACUUUGCCCUCCAUAUCCAUGAGAGGACUUAUUUACAAAGGUUCUUUUAUAUUUGAGUGGGAAGUUUUGAUUGGCAUCUUUAUGAGUUUAAUAUGGAUAUCGUUUUUUCUUCUUGCGACUAUAUUAUAUUUAAGACGGAAAAUCUUGUGAUAUUUGGAAAAGAAAAUUUUUUUGAAAGAAAACAGAAACAAUUUUGCAUGAUUUAAUGAGUUCAGUUGAACAAAUAUGCAGAGUGUGUUUCAAAAAACUAAAAUGUGUAAGCAUCUGUUAAUAUUAGAGAGUAUCAUGACACGGUUUUAUUAAUUUAUUGUGAUGGCUCAAGGAGUACAAUUUCGGAGUAAAUGAAGCAAAGGUAGCGCUAAUUAAUCCCUACCGACGAAAUCGGAGUAACCGAUGUGGCACUUCGAAUUUUGAAGUCAGGGUACUCGUACGUGUGUAAGGUAGGAUCGAGUUGAAACGGCCGUUGGUUUUUCGUGUUAAUACGAAGUGAGACUAACGUUAGUUCUCGUCAUAAAAUAAAAGAUACGGUAGCGAUGGACAGCGAGGCUUGAGUGAGAUCGCGACGAAUCAGUAAAGAUUUGUAAAAAUACAGAAUAAUAAGUCAUGAAAUAAACUCAUUAUAAUAUUUAAUAACGUAAUAACUAUGUUUUUUGAUUCAAUGGUUACUUUAAAAUCAGAUAACUGUUUCAUAGCCAUGUUUCUUAAUAGUCACAUGGUUAGUAUAGAUAAUAUUUUGUGAAAUCGUUAUAUGUGUACGUACAAGCUGCAGUGAUAUCUUCUCCUAACACUUGGGGGGUAAGAUAUAAUUUAUACAAACCAUAAAUAUUUGAGUUCAUUAAAAUAGUUAAAAAAAAUAAAAAUUAGUACUUUAUAUAAUUCUAAACAUUUUAAAUUUAUAAAAGUAUUUAAGUAUUAAAACUGGAUACCUUAAUUGCUCAUUUAUAUUUUAUCACUUAUUUUUCUGUGUUUAUGAUUUAAACUUGAUUAUCUACUCUAGAUAAGCAAAACAUGCAAGCUUCUAUUAUGUCUAUUAUACUAUAUUUAAAUAGUUGUAUUAUAUUAUUUAAAUAGUUGUAACAUCUUCUUUUAUAGGAGGUGGCAUCUUACCCAUAUAUGUUGGGGAAAAUGUCAGUUUUAAAGUGCUUAAUUAAUUUUUUUUGCUCAAAAUUCUGGAAUGUUGAAUUUUUAAUUAUAUUAUUUGUACGAAUAAAUAAAUGUCUCAAAAAUAUUAUAUUAAUUAUUCGUCGCUUAAUUUCAUAACAUGAUGAAGUUGUGCCUGAAAAAAGGCAUAACACGUAUCUUUCCCUGACUUAUCUUAACCAUAUCAUAAUAUCGUGGGUUUUCACUGGUUUCCACUAGUCAAAAAAUACUUUUAAGAGACUGAGUCAAGAUGGCGAGCCGGCUUCGUGUUCGCGCGCGC
Messenger RNA from Solenopsis invicta (red fire ant), 3390 nucleotides. Its product is annotated as ABC transporter G family member 23. The record is from RefSeq and is a predicted model, not a curated record. Gene Ontology annotation, molecular function: ABC-type transporter activity; ATP hydrolysis activity; ATP binding. Gene Ontology annotation, cellular component: membrane. The coding region runs from base 33 to 2120 and encodes 695 amino acids. The transcript is spliced from 14 exons. NCBI's taxonomy places the organism in Eukaryota, Metazoa, Arthropoda, Insecta, Hymenoptera, Formicidae.